ACAUCUCUUAUCAUUUAUCUUCUUGAUUUUUAUACUCAAAUAUCAAUCAUGCACCUACUUUUUCAGACCGCCUCUGUAUUAAAACCUCUACAUGUUAAUCACUACUUCUCCACACCGCCAUAGACGUGCUCUCCACUUCCUUCCCAUAUUUAUAUAUACUCUGAGAUUUCUAAUUUUCCAAGCCAACCCUAAAAAUCUCGUUUUUUCGUUCACCAUCUUUAGUAAUAAUAUUAUCUUAGCUUACUGAGUUUGUGAUGUCUCCUCCAGCGUUGAUUGUGUUUGAAGAUGGUCUAACCAACAAAUGGAGCAACGACGAGUGGCAGAGUCUCAGCGUUUCUCCCGGAGAAAACCCUAACCCUAGCUCUAAUUUCCAUUUCUUGGCGAAGAAUGCAGCUCUCCAGAACCAGCUGAGAGUUUCCCGCCCAUCUGUAAAAGAUGAAAGCUUCAGAAUUGUCUUACCUAUGGCGAUGUCUCCUCCAAGAGACACCGCCGUGCCGUUACCUGUUCUUCCCCAGCCGAUGAUGAAGCAACGGAAGAAGCUUGGCCACCAAGAAACCAUGUUUUCUGAAGAAGAAGAAGAAGAUUUCAAGUGCAGUGCCUUCUGUUUAUCUCUCCCUGGUUUUGGGAAGCAGAAACCUCUUAGGUCACCAAAAAGUGAGGAUUCUCCUAUAAAGAAGAAAACGAUCAAAGCGUCAUCGUUCUCAAACUCUGCUGUCUCGCUAAGUGCCUCGCUUGAGAAAUUCGAGUGUGGCUCAUGGGCUUCAACGAGUGCUCUGGCUCGAGAAAACGGUCGUUUGUACUUCGAUCUGCCGGUGGAGAUGAUCAAAUGUGGGAGCGGGGGCGGCGGAGAUGUGCAAGAGCCGGUGAGUUUAGGUUUCUUCUUCGACAAGGAAACAGGAAGUCCGGCUUUGAGAAGCGUUCUAAAGACUUCUUUGUCGGUAAGGCAACAAAGAGGUUCGGUUGAGAUGUCACCGCAACGCCGUGUUAGGUUUUCGACCACGUCCUCUGUUUCAUGCCCGACAUCACCAAGAUCGUGUAUCACCCCGCGGCUGCUUAAAGCUAGAGAUGACUUCAAUACGUUCUUAGCAGCACAGAACGCGUGAAAUAAAACAAAUAUUUUCGUAUUUACGAAUAUUAGGUGUGUCUAUUAGUAUAUAUCAAUAUAGAGCGAAUAUUUACGUUCUAUUUUGGUUUGAGUCUCUGCUUAACCAGAUUAUGAGCAUUCAGGAAAAUUAAUCUUUCAUCUUUCUUUUUUUUCAAACAAUAAUGCCUCUGUCCUGUUUGGUUCUGUUUUCUGCUUAAUUCUUUACUUGUUACAAAGGGUCGAUCCGUAAAACAAUGCUAUAAACAUGUUUCUGUCA
Brassica napus (rape) is the source of this 1361-nucleotide messenger RNA. RefSeq lists its product as uncharacterized. The transcript has a single exon. Gene Ontology annotation, cellular component: chloroplast thylakoid membrane. Gene Ontology annotation, biological process: response to photooxidative stress; photosystem I assembly. Lineage: Eukaryota; Viridiplantae; Streptophyta; Magnoliopsida; Brassicales; Brassicaceae. Bases 255 to 1103 code for a protein of 282 amino acids. The record is from RefSeq and is a predicted model, not a curated record.